Colias croceus (clouded yellow) is the source of this 1440-nucleotide messenger RNA. RefSeq names its product deubiquitinase OTUD6B. The record is from RefSeq and is a predicted model, not a curated record. The coding region runs from base 450 to 1316 and encodes 288 amino acids. The transcript has a single exon. Gene Ontology annotation, molecular function: cysteine-type deubiquitinase activity. Gene Ontology annotation, biological process: protein deubiquitination. NCBI's taxonomy places the organism in Eukaryota, Metazoa, Arthropoda, Insecta, Lepidoptera, Pieridae.
UAUAGCACAUCAGAUCAGUGCGCUUAAAAUUUUUUUUGUAGAAAGUAUUAUUUUGUACCUACCUAGGUUUAAAUUACCUAGUACCUACGUCCUACUUAGUAGGUACUUGCUUUGUGGUAGGUACCUACAGAGUACAGGCUACAAAUUACAAUCUACUUCAUUACAAAAAUAACUCGGUGUUACUAAUAUUCUGUAAAUAAACUUUUGGAAUAAAUCGAAAGAAUUUAGAAGCUUCCAAUAAUUCAGAGAUUGCUUCAAUUAUUAAGUACCUACCUUAAAUUAGUAGACUCAUAGAAUAACCGUAUAGAGAUGUUCAGAAGUGGGUUUAAUAGUUUCUGUUUUAUGUGAAGGUUAGUUUCUGAGUACCUACAUAUAUUUUUUAAUACGAGUGCCUUUAGUCUUUAAUACCCGCAUCGCUAAAUAAGCUCUAAUAAUAAAAUUACAUUAAUAUGGAUGAUAAUAUUGACGACUUAUGCAAUUUAUCAAUUGAGGAUAGACAUAAAAAAGAGCGAAAAGAACUACAAGCCAAGAUACAGGGAUUAAAAAAAGUUGCUAAAAAUGAUAAAUCAAAGAAAAAAGAACUAACCGCUGAAAUUGCUAGGUUAGAAAUAGACAUUGAUAUUCGCCAUAAAAAAGAGAUUGAAGAAGCGCAAAAACAAUGUCAUAAUGAAGAUGAGUUAAUUGAAGAAAUAAAUAGUAAUGACAAUAAUGAAGAAGGUACAAAAACUAAAUUGUCUAAAGCCCAAAAACGUAGGGACAAAAAAUUACAACAGGAGAGAGAGCGAGAAGCACAAAUAAAGCUACAAGAAAAAGAAAAUCUGCAUGGACCUAGAAAUAAAGAAAUUCAAGAAAUUUCUUCCCGGCUUAAACAAAGAGGCCUUACAAUUUAUUCCAUUCCAUCAGAUGGAGACUGUUUAUACAAAGCAAUUUCACACCAAUUGUCUAUUAAAAAGGAUUAUUGUGUAACAGUUGAACAAUUAAGAAGUAAUGUUGCAACUCAUAUAAGAAGUAACAAAGAUGAUUUUCUACCUUUCUUAACUAAUCCAGAUACAUUUGAAAUGUUGACAGAUACUGAAUUCAAUGAAUACUGUGAUAAAAUAAGUAACACUAAAGUUUGGGGUGGACAACUAGAAAUAAGAGCUUUGUCAAAUAUUUUACAAUGUCCCAUAACUGUUAUUCAAGCCACUGGCCCUGAAACUAUUGAACAGGGAGAAGAGUACCCUGGACCUUCAUUGAUAAUUACUUAUCAUCGGCAUAUGUACAGUUUAGGAGAACAUUAUAAUUCAACUCAGAUAUUGAAUGAUAAUCAAGAGUAAUUUAUAUAAGGUUUAACUAGUAUAUAUUAUGUAAUAUUUAAUAUAUUGAAUAAAGUUACUUUCACAUAGUAAAGGUAUACAAACUAUUGUUUUUAUAAUUAUCAAAUAAAACAACUAAAAUUAA